CUUUUAGCCUACAACCAAAAUAAUCGAUAUUCUCUAAACAAAUAUUGGAUACACACAGAAUGACGCUCAAAACGAUUCGGACGCCCACUCUAGAGAUAGGGUACUACGAGCAUGGCCCUACGUCCGGCUGGCCUGUUGUUCUUUCUCAUGGUUUUCCCUACGAUAUCCAUUCCUUCGACGAAGUAGCCCCGAUACUCGCUUCCAAUGGUGCACGAGUCAUAAUCCCUUAUCUACGAGGAUUUGGCCCAACUCGUUUCCUCUCGCCAACCGCCAUGAGGACUGGCCAACAGGCAGCUCUUGGAUCAGACGUCAUUGAGCUGUUGGAUGCACUCGGUAUCAAGAAAGCCAUCCUGGGGGGAUUUGACUGGGGUGGUGUUGCCUCAUGCGUGGCCGCAGCGCUCUGGCCAGAUCGCGUCCAUGGACUUGUUUCGUACGCCGGAUAUGACAUAGUUGACCGCGUCGGCGGGAGCAAGGCGAGUGAGCCGAGUCUUGAAUAUGUCCAGUGGUACCAGCAUUUGUUCCAGCAUGAACGCGGAAGAGCAUGCCUGGAGCAACACAGGCAGGAUCUUUGUCUUAUGCUCUGGCGACAGUGGUCACCUACCUUCUCCUUCAGCAAUUCGUUCUUUGAGCGUACGGCAACUUCAUUCGAUAAUCCCGAUUUCGUCGAUAUCGUAAUUCAUGCAUAUCGAUUUUGUUUUGGCUCUGAGGAAGGGGACCCUGUCUUCCAGCUACUCGAAGACAAAUUGGCUUCCAAACCGCUGAUAACAGUGCCUUCGAUCACUUUGGACGGCCUGCAGGACCCGCUGAAGCCAGGUGGCACUGCAGCACACUCUAAGAUGUUCUCCGGCCGGCACGAGAGGAGAGAGGCUGAUGUUGGCCACGCAUUUCCUAUGGAAGCACCACAAGCUUUCGCCGAUGCUAUUCUGUCGAUUCACGAAUGGAACACGCGCUUAUGAUUCGCGGGAUGCAUGAUGAGAGAGAAUGCUAUUUUUUGCGCAAACCUAAGUCUUCUGUAUUUAGAGGGGUAAGGAAUGGCAAUAUUGCUGUUUAAUGAAUGUCUGCUCACUGAUUAUCAAUAAACCAAGCGCAGACGCGUAACUUGGAGACUAG
This is a messenger RNA of Ilyonectria robusta, 1110 nucleotides long. RefSeq names its product Alpha/Beta hydrolase protein. The transcript has a single exon. NCBI's taxonomy places the organism in Eukaryota, Fungi, Ascomycota, Sordariomycetes, Hypocreales, Nectriaceae. Gene Ontology annotation, molecular function: catalytic activity. The record is from RefSeq and is a predicted model, not a curated record. Bases 60 to 956 code for a protein of 298 amino acids.